Plasmodium fragile is the source of this 4131-nucleotide messenger RNA. RefSeq lists its product as uncharacterized. The record is from RefSeq and is a predicted model, not a curated record. NCBI's taxonomy places the organism in Eukaryota, Apicomplexa, Aconoidasida, Haemosporida, Plasmodiidae. The transcript is spliced from 2 exons. Bases 1 to 4131 code for a protein of 1376 amino acids.
AUGGUUGUCCUAAAACUGAAAAGUGACAAGAAGAAGAGGGAAAAGGCAAAGGAAACUAAAAUAGAUUAUGCAAAAUGUUUUAAGAGGACAAAAGUUAAGGAGAGAAUAAUUCGGAAGGACGUGGAAAAUGAAUUCGACCUCUCGAUAUUCUCCAAAAUAUAUCAUGCAUCGAAUAAAAUACGACAGCUGAACUAUGCCAAACUAGUUAAAGCCAUAAGGAAAAACAAAAAUUUAAUUGCAAAUCAUGUGCAAGAAAUAUUGGAGAUUUAUGGGAAGGGCAUUAUAGAUGAAGAUGAAAAUGUGCGUAAUUAUUCUUCCAAAAUAUUUUACCACUUGGUUAAUAGCCCUAUCGAUUUUGACGUGUUCCACAGCAAGAUUAAAACUUGCUUAUUUCACUCAUUGAAGAUAGAAAGAGUGCCUUUGAAGGUGCUAAACCUGGAGCUGUGUCAUAGGUUUUUUUUUACGAAGAUUCAUUACUGCCAUAAGUUUUUCUAUGAAUUUUUAAGUAACAUUUUGAGCUGCUUCGUUUCUCUGCCGAUAGAGAAGGAGGUCACAACGGUGAAGUAUUUCUUCCUCUUAUUCAAGCAUAAAUGGAGAUUCAAGCGGGGGGGCAGGAGGAACCUCCCCAGUGGAUUGAAGCAACAAGCAAGAGGUGCUUCCGUGGAAGAGACACCCAUUGGUGUAGCAGAAGAGGGGGGUCCUGUCGAUGCAGAAGAAGUCGCAGAUGACGAAUCGCGGGGAGACCCGGACAACUGCUACGAAUUCAUAACUGGCACGAAUAGACGAAACAGCUAUAACGACCCAUUCCUUCUGAAGAAGGAAGAAAAGACGAGAAUCCAGGUGGCAACUAAGAUGGAGAUUUUCACAAAACUAUUACAAUGUCUAUACAACUUUAUGGAUGAAGUGGUGUACAAUUCGAUGAACGUAGAUUUGAUUCAUCUGUACACGAAAAUUUUAAAAGUAAUAACUUGUAUGAUGAAGAAGAAAAAAAUAAAAAUGUGGAAGCAAGAAAUGAUGAUCCUAGUUAACAAUUUUUUGAACAGAGCAAUGGGGGUGAUUAACGAGCAUGCAUCUGAGUUAAGUAGCUGCAAGAAGGUGUUGAAAAUGAUAUUCUACUUGGUCAUGUUGGUUUUAUCACUGUGUGGAAAAGAGAUGAACCAUUUUGAGGAUGCCAAUAGGAAGAUUCCAUUCAACUAUGUAGGGUUAGUAAAGUAUUGUCUCUCUAUUUACUUUUACGCCCUCUUACGAUUUGAGUUUUUUAGCGUAGAAAAUCUGGAGCAUCAAAAAAAAGCGGGUACCUCAAACGGGGUUGUAAAAAGGGUAGAUUCGUUACAUCCCAGUGAGGGGCCAAGUCACACGGAUGUAAGCAGCCAUUUAGUCAACAAUUUGUGCGACGGGAAGUGGAAGAACAGGACACACAGGAACGUGGAAAAGUAUGCAAGGAAGUACUUUCUACUGCUAGUCCGCAUGUACGAAAUGUUUAUUCACCGAAAGGAUAAGAAAACGCUGUGGCAAGAUGGUUCAUCCCGUGAGGGAAAAACAAGCGGAAAGAACAUCGACCAGAAGGAGAAAAGCAACAACAGUAAUAUUGCUUAUAGCCAUGCUGAAAGGAUAAUAAAAUUAGUACAAAAGAAAAUAAACACGUAUGAGGAUGGCGGAGAAGUCAGAGUUGUAUGUGGACUCGUGUUAAAAUAUUUGAGUAACUUUUCGCAAAACAGUAUCGACCAGAUGGAUCACUUUUGCUACUUUGUAAUUAUGCUCGCGCAGCAGGCAAAUGGUGGGGUGAAUAAACCCGAUUAUGAAGCACCACGUUUGGGGGAAGGACUCUCCACUUCUCCAGAGGAAAAGGAACAAAGGAAUUGCAACCAGUGGAACAGUGUGGAUCAGUUGAAUGUGGGAGGUUCCAAAAACAGUAGGUCAUCAUUUCCAUUCCUUACCACCCCAUUCAUGUUUGUACUUUUAGCAGACUGUGAGUGCUUUAUAAAUAAUAAUUUCUUCGACACAUUUUUCGAAACGUUUAACGAAGAAGAAAGGAGUAGAAUAAUGGAAGCGAUUUCAUUUGUGCAGAAUGGAGGAAGUACGAUCAACAUAAUUACGAGACACACUUUUGAUUGUUUUUUGGGUAAAUUAUUUUCCAUUUUGUACAGUUAUGAUAACGCCCUGUUUGUGAAUAACUGCCUUUUUUUCCUUUCGUUCCUAAGUGUAAAUAAGCGCAAGGUUAGGAAGGCGUACGGGGAUUUUAAGCAUUGCAUUGGUACGAGGGAGGAAAUGGAACAGCUGCUUCGCCUCGAUGUAAGGACCGACUUGGACGAUGUGAUGAAGGACAAUAGAGAGAUACUGAUUGAUCACUUUUUAAGUAAAAAUAGAUACACCAUCCAGUCCUUUGAGAUAAUUUCUAAUCUGUAUUUUGUGUACGGAAAUAGGAAUAGAAAGUUGGUCUUGUUCAUUUAUUUUUUGAUUUUAAAAUUUGAGAAGGAGGAGAGGAGUACCUUGGGCUUCUGUCUGGGGGAGGAAGAAGCCAUGGUUCUUCUGGAUCGAGUUUUUCGUACCCCGCUUUGGAACGACUACACAUGCGUAGCAGACGUUAAGUGUAGCUACUCCCCUUUGGUUGAUCACUUCCCCGAAGAUGGUCUCCAGGGCGAUGUGGAGGUCAACCCAGAUGACGCGAGGACAGAAGAAGGAACUGCUCUGUGUUUGCGCGGGAAAAAUUGUACAUUUAGGAUAAACAAGGAUUAUCUAUAUAGGGAGGAUUUUUUGCUUUUCUUUAUGAAGAUGAACUUAUCCGAAUGGAAUUUUAUCGUCAGAAAUGACAUAUACACGGUUAUGCAUAUGAACUGUUCAGACCAAGGUGCACACACAACCGGUGAGCACUUCUCAGAUGGAGAGAAGAAACAUGCCAACCUCAUUUUGAUUAUAAAACGAAUGGCAUUCAUCAUUUCGAAUGUUAACAUAUGUAUAGUGGAUGAGGACAAGAAUAUGAAUAACUCCCUGUUCAUAAUGGAUUAUUUAUUUGGGGUGAUCGAGCGGGUGGGUUUGACUGAUCACCCCCUGCCAGGGAGUUCAAACGAUUGCGAUAGAUUGUUCGUAUUGGUUAAAGUGGCUUUUCUGUUUUAUUUCGCAACUUUUUAUUUGUCCCCCUGCUUGUUGUCCAAGAGGAGAGGAAGUUUCUAUCCGGAGAGAGGAGCAGUCGAUAUACGAAAUAAUCACAGGGGAGGAGAAGUUAGUGGCGUUGUGCCUGCUGCCAAGGACGGUGAAGCAGAUUUACAAGCCGAUGUAGCUGUUGGACAGGAGCAUAUCUACUACGACCACAGAGAAGAUGUGACGAUUGAUGUGUCUACUUUUGUCACGUUCGUGAAGAAGACCCUUUCCAAAAGUGGGAACAAGGAAGAAGAAUCUGAAUUGGAUAAGUUUGCAUAUGUGAUGCCGCAUUUCCACAUGGCCUGCAAAUUUUUUGACGUCCUACUUGAGCAGGGUAUUAUGUACACAUGCAGCGUGAAUAAGGACCUUCAAGAAAUGACAAGCGUGAACUUGGAAUAUAAUUUGAGCACCCACGUAGAAUUUGAAAAUAUGCUCACCAAAAUUAAGAGCAGCAUAACUAUUGUUAGUGUCAACAGCAUAGUAGAUCUACCCGUAAGGGGUAUCAUCAAAUUGUUGGCAAUCACCAUUUUUAAAAUGUCACUCAACAGAAACAUUUUGUAUGCUCAUUUGGUUAACAAUGCGGAUUGUUUUUCGAAUGGGUACCUUUAUGAUUUAAACAUUUUUUUCUUUUUCCAUCAUUUCGUGUCAUGUUUGAUUCAAAGAGUUAGAAGCUUGUUGGACAGUCCCUUCUCCCAGCGUAGUUACUACACCAUCUCGUUUUUAAUAGAUAUCCUUCUGUGCGCGUACUGUAUCAUGGAGGAGGUCGCGAAGACGAUGGAGAUGACACCCUAUCGGGGCGCUACAGGGAAUGUGACACAUGAGGUAGAUAAUCCAGAUGACCCAGAUGUGAUGGACGAACCCCCACUUGAAGCAGCAAAAAGGAGUCUUCAAAAACUCAAUGAACAGCUGAGGUGCACACUGAACGAAAUGCCACAAAACGAAAAGAGGUACUUUUUCCCGCGGGUCAAGUUGCUAGUAGAAAAGUAUCUCUAA